Molecule: messenger RNA, 2362 nt
Organism: Engraulis encrasicolus (European anchovy)
Lineage: Eukaryota; Metazoa; Chordata; Actinopteri; Clupeiformes; Engraulidae
Product: transmembrane protein 60-like
Exons: 1
Coding region: 175-579 (134 amino acids)
Source: RefSeq, a predicted model, not a curated record
UGGAUCUCAAAUGGUGUAGCCUAGCCUACUAGUGUUGAUGUUUCAGUGCGUAUGGCCAAUUAAUUACGCACUGAAACAUCCCCGAAGUGCACAACAUCUGAGACACAGCAUCUGUUUUUGCAUUGUACUCCAAUUGCAGGUGUAGAUCAGACCGACAGACAGAGCUACUACAGAAUGUCCCUUGCACAGCGCGCCUUGCUGGCGUGGAUGGUGUCGCUGGUCUUCCUCAGCCUGCUGGUGCUGAAGCUGGACGGCCGUCUGCAGUGGAGCUGGUUCCUUGUCUUCACUCCCGUCUGGCUGCUGGACGCCGCGCUCCUGUUGCUGCUGCUGCUGCGGAUGGCGGGUCGCUGCAAGGCCGGCUACGACCACCAGGCGGCGCCCUUGCAGCUGCGCCUGCGCAGGAAGGCGUGGCACCUCGCGGCCGUGCUGCUCCAGUUGGCCUUCUGCUUGGCGCUGUGCGCGCGGCUCCACGGCCUCACGGGCCUGCUGAUGGUGUACGUGUGCGUGCCGCUCUGGCUGCUGCUGACCGGGGCCCUCGUGGAGCUGGGCUGCACCAUCUUCCCGGCCCACAGCGAUUAGUCACAUGGCAAGAGAACACAAACUGUGGAGCAGGAAUUUCGCGAGGGCCUUCAGGGCCAUGGCCCUCGUGCCCUCCCACUUUGGGCUUGUGCCCUUGAAAAAAGUAUCUGCCAUAAGGCCACAGUGGCCUUGGUGCCCCCUCUGAUGCCUCUGAUUUUUUUUUACAUUUAUGGCCUUGGUGCCCUGGCUAUUGGCCUUUCUGCCGUCAAAUAAUUGACAACUCAAAAGGCCAAGUGGCCUUGCCCCUUGCCUUGCCCCUUGCCCCUAAAACGACGAAAUUCCAGGCCUGCUGUGGGCGAAGUGUAUCCAGGGCCGGUUCUACACAGGGGCCAGAGUGUGCCAGGGCCCCUGUAGCAGGCAGGACCGUAUUAAGACAUUGUGGCGCCCGCCCCGGGCACUUGACUACACCUCGCAGGGGCCCCCUUUUUGAACAAUAUUUGUUAAGUUUGUGUCUUGUGGCUAACUGGCUGUAAAUGGUUGCUGCUUGGUGCCCCUGGGUACUAACUGUGCCACUGGCCCCUAUGGAUAAUCUGGCCCUGCCCCGUAGAUUUCCUCCUGGCCCCUGUGCUGAACUUUCUCUCUUUUUUUGCCUUUUUGAUGCCUUUAUUUGAGAGGACAGUCGAGAGUGGGACAGGAAAUAAGGGAGGAGAUAGAGAGAGAGAUGGGGACGGAUCGGCAAAGGACCCAGGCCGGAAUAGAACCUUGGUCACCGGCGUAGCAGCCAAGUGCCGUUCUGCCAAGCCAAUGACUUUCUAACCACGACAUGAUAUACAUUUAGCAUAUUAUAUAUUCAUAACAUUAAAAAUGGUUGUCUGGCCCUUGCGGUGUGAUGGAGGGGGCCCAUUCUUGUUGUCUGGCCCAGGGGCCCAUAGGGUCAUCAUAAUCCGUCUCUGGAGGCAGGCACGAAGAGCUGGGGUGCACGAAGAGCUGGACUGGCCAUCUGCCAUAGCGGGCAUUUCCCGGUGGGCCCCGCAUCCUCGUGGGCCCUUAUAUUCAAAAAUGUAUAUUUCUGAAAAUAAGGGCCCACGACUCGAGUGCGGGGCCCACGGGUGAGUCAGUUCAGCGCCACUUAUUAUGAGGGGCCCUUUAAGCCCCAAGUGCCCAGAUGGGCCCUAAUUCUCCCCCAGUCCAGCCCUGGGUGAAGAAUCUUCCCCAUACUCAUGAUGAACGGCGUGACGUUUUCCAUGUGCGUUACGCCCAUUUGUGGAGGAAAACAAGCCAUGCAAGUCAACUGGUGAUGUUGGGGUUUAAUAAACUAAAGAUACGGACCUGUAGACUAGCGUUGUUCACGCGAAACAUGCAGAAAACGUGUUGCGUUGCCGGCUUUUGAAAUAAUAGAGCCAAACAGCCGUGGCUGAAGCAUGGAUUGUGUUCAUUUAGACAAGCCGAUGUAGCAUGUGAGUUGAUGAGACAUUCGGUUUGUUUUUACCCAUAAAGGGGCGUAACGCACAUUUACGAGCAAAGUACCCGGAUGGCCGUUCAUGAGUAUUCACAACGACUACAGUAGUCGAGUCAUUAUAGACACUAAACACAGGGUCGCUGACAGCUUUGGUUGGGCCGGGGGCAAAGCCACCUGAAAACGCCAGCCCCCCUCACCCACUAGCCAAACCGCCGCACCGGACAGGCAUGCCAGUGGCAACAGGACUGUGGCACAGUACAGCUGGAGGUAUGUUGGUAUGCUCCAGUCUAUUGCAUCAAACUGCAUCAUGGAAGCUUUUUGUUUCUAUGUUAAGUGCAUGCUGUGAUUCUGGAUGUUUUAAGUCGUUUGUAAAUAAAUUGUUCA